Drosophila pseudoobscura is the source of this 1063-nucleotide messenger RNA. RefSeq lists its product as uncharacterized. The coding region runs from base 578 to 913 and encodes 111 amino acids. The transcript is spliced from 2 exons. The record is from RefSeq and is a predicted model, not a curated record. NCBI's taxonomy places the organism in Eukaryota, Metazoa, Arthropoda, Insecta, Diptera, Drosophilidae.
UUAUACGCAGAAUAAAAAAAAAAAAAUACCCACAUAACUGGUGAUAGGCGAUAGUAUCCAAUUAUGAACCACGCCACCACCCAAAAUUACAACCCAUGUGCAGAAAAUCGAUAUUCUAGUCAAACUACUAGUAUCACUGCUUGUGGUACUUACCCCGUGUAUAGUAAAAAAUGUAUCUUAUUAACUAAAAUGUAUAAAUAUGGUUGGAUGCGCACAUUAAUAUAUACAAAAGAAGGAUAUUUAACCACAUCGCAGAUAUUAGUCUAAAUUGGUUGCAGACUGUGUAGUCUUGACAAUUAUUUAAUAUCUCUCGGUUUUGCUGAAUUAAUGCACGUACAUAUGUACAUACAUACAUAUGUGCAUAAUGUAUGUGCAUGUGAAAGUAUAUGGGCUUGUGGAUACUAUUUGUGAAACUAGAUUCCGUGCUUUGCAAUGAUCAGUGGUAAAACUGGAAAAUUAACAAUGCAUCUUGUUCGUAGUAACUUUUGCCAACGAUGAUUAUUUGAAAUCGCCGUCAACAAAUAUUGGAGUCCAACUACAGAAUUCGCCUACAUCGUACAGAACCGAUCAUAUCAACAUGACAGGGGCAGAAGCUGAACAAAAUAUGAAUGACACAUCGGUUAAACUUAACCAAAGUGUAACAUUUGUCCGGAGUAGUGGAAUCACUAAUGGAGCUGUUUUUCAUGAGGAAGUCAUUGAAACCGAGUGGAAUUUCCCUCCAAAAGUGCCAACUCCGCACAUCUACCAUUGCAUUAACCCAGAUUUACUGGUGGGAAGUGAUAAGAACGGCUUUAAAGGACUUCGUAAGCAAUUUAGUGGGCGAUUUAAACGCUUAGUUACUCGAAAAGUAGAACACGGCCCAGUGAUACCUCCGGAAUUAAAGCCACAAUUAAAAACAAUAUACGUGUACUAAUUUUGGAAGAAACUUCGAUGACAAGCACAAAUGAUUCAAUAUAUGCACGCAUAUAUAAUAUUCAUGUAUAGAUGUACUCGUAUGUAUUUUUAUAUAUUGUGAAAAACAUUAGUGAUAAUAAAAGCAAGAUAAACUAAGCUCCAAAUUUAA